CCUUGUCCAAAAGUUUCUGGCAUGGUUGGCUCAUGACAGGAAGAAACGACAUUUUUUUUGCCACCUGUAACAUCCUGUCAAAAUUUGAAGCAAGUUUAGCCUAAGUAUGUUGCCAGGAGGGUUCAAAAAGGACUCCCGGGUUUGGCUGCACAAAAACGCCCACGUUUUCCCCAAGAAGACGCCGCCCAUAAACGUACAAGGGGUGGGAAGUGACGACCCCUACGAGCAGCUCCUCGAAGACCCGUUAUACAACCAAACUCACGUGAUAACAGACGAGAGCGGACGAGUGUUUAAGAAGGACAGCAGAACUUGGUUACACAAGGUAUGCACGUUUGAUUGGCUGGAUUGUGACAACUUUUUACUGUUUUGCACGUUGAAUUCCGGUGAUCAGUAGAAAAAAAAGGGGGGGGGGGCGGACGACGACAUAUUUUUGCUGAAUGAAUAAUGUACACAAAGGCUAAAUCAUACAGUUAUCAUACGUCUUACACAUUGGUUGUUUUAAUUUUCUCUAGCAGUUCCCACACACGUUAAAAAUUGAUUUUUUGUUAUCCUCUUAACAGUCAUCGUUUAAAAAACUGGCUAAAUCUGCCCCCAACGGAACACAUCGACUAGUAUCUUCAAGGCGACAGGUAGGACUACGUCAAAUAAAAUGCCGAUAACUCCCGUCGCAUGUCUGUCUGGAACUAAUGCUAAGAAAGACAACCUUUCAAACAAGGGUUGCAUUUUCAGAUAGCGUUGCAUUUUCAGACAGCGUUGCAUUUUCAGAAUAUUCUCUUGCGUCCCCUUUUAAAUUCCUUAACACAUAUUCCCACUAAAUCAAUCACGAUCUAUGAUUAGAGGAAAUCUAAAAUACGGUGUUCAAUUUGUGAAAAAAAUUGUCAUUUUUUAAGGCUGCAAGUCUAAAAGUUAUUUUUGCUACCGCUAAAAAGGCAGUGGACAGAAAAUUUUCAUAUUUUAAAGUUCUCCAUUAAAGUAUUUAAAGUGUACAUAUUUUUCAGAUCACUCUAUCGAUGACGUCAUUCUUUUUCAUUUUAAAAUCGUGUUUUUACAUCUCCAACAGCCAUGGGAAAAUUUAGAACUUUCUGACAAUGAAAGAUUUUCCGGUGAAGGCGUGAUCCGGACAAGGAGCAGCACUGAGAUGGUUCGCGUGCAAAAUGGGGUCAAUAAAAUCAAGAAGAAGAAAAGAGCCCCAGGUCUUACCGCUGACGGCGUCUUCGCACCCAGUUUAGAUUUCCGAAGUGUUAAAGAACAACCUACUAAAGGUGAAGUGUAGCAUUUUAUUUUUUCUCUGGCCGAUUUAAAUGAAAUAUGUACAUUAGGAAAUGGCUUCAACGAGCCGUCGAGCCAGAGCCCUUAAAAUGCCCUCCCUAAAUCACCCCCCCCCCCGAAAAGUCCCCUAACUAUCGGCCGCAAGGCGGCAAGUUGGGGAUCUCCUCCUUCUAGCAGUCCCCCUGGACAGUUCCUUGAGGUAGGUGGGCCGUUUUCUAGUAGUUCCCCUGGACAGUUCCUUGAGGUAGGCGGACCGUUUUCUAGUAGUUCCCCAUGACAGUUCCUUGAGGUAGACGGGCCGUUUUCUUGUAGUUCCCCUGGACAGUUCCUUGAGGUAGGCGGUCCGUCUAAUAGUCCCCUUGGAUAUCCCUUGAGGUAUGCGGUCCGUCUUCUAGUCCCCCUGGAUAGUCCCUUGAGGUAUGCGGUCUUCUAGCCCCCCUCCCCCCCCCCUGGAUAGUCCUUUGAUGUAUGGGGGCCGUGUGUUUAUUACCAGCUGCUGUGCUUAUUUCAUCCUUAUGUCAAACAGGUUAACUUAUCUUGUUGUUACAUGUGAUUUACUAUUCUUUUAAUACGACAUAUGUAAAGCUGCCUGUUAUAAUAAAUGUUGCACUGUAUUUGUUAAGAAAAAAAAUACAUUUUUAUUUAGGGAACGGGGUGGGGGUUGAAAUCUUGCCUUGGGUGAUUUCCCACAACUUUUCCCCCAGGACUUGACUCCUGCAUAUACAGUUACAUUUUCUGAGCUCAGACAAGGUCAUCUCAAUAGUUACAGCAAAUAUUUCAAACUUUCCCCUAACCUCCCCCUGUUUGCAACGCAACAAUGGCGCCUCGCCUUGAAUUUCCCCAUUUAGACAGUUCUAUAACAUUAGUGGAUUAGUUACAAUGUUACAUUUUAGAACUUUGAAAAAUAACCGACUGAAGAAGAUUAAUAUUUCACUCAUAGAUUUUUUUUUCCAAAUGAAUACUUGUUAAUUGAUCAGAGAAUUCAUGCAAUGGUGGCGACCUGACGCCCCAGGCAUGGAAGUUUCACCAACCAUUCUCAGGUCGCAACAAGCAACCGGGUGCUUCCUUACACUGUAUGGCGACAACAAAGAAAGGAAGUCUGGAAGUGUCU
Lymnaea stagnalis (great pond snail) is the source of this 2380-nucleotide messenger RNA. NCBI's taxonomy places the organism in Eukaryota, Metazoa, Mollusca, Gastropoda, Lymnaeidae. The record is from the annotation of a GenBank genome assembly.